UCCUUUUAAAGCUUUCUUUCAUGAAUCCCCGAGCUCUAAAUAAGUACUUGCCCAAAAAGAAACUCUAAUCUUUAAUCUGUAAUCUUUAUAGCCACUAUUAUUCUCUUUCAUAUUCACAUGUAUCUUGUAUUUGGAACAUUUGUACCUUAAGAUCAGACGUAUGUUGUUAUUGUAUGCUUUUGCAAUGACUUAUUUAGAGUUCUCACAUUUGCAAGAGUAGUUGUGUUGAGUUGCAUUAUCUCCUUGUUUAUUUUGCAUGUUUUUUUUUAUUUUUGUUUAAUGUUAAGUGUCCCUUUUCAUCUGCAUUAGGAAAAUGUCUGUGCUGUUAAAAUAAAUAAAAAAAACACACAAAGUGGCCGCAGAUAUACACAGUAGGGCUCAGUACACAUCAUAUGAUGUUUAUUAGCAACCCCGAAAAAGCAGUUUUCUGUGCUCUGAGUGGCAAAGAGGAUGCGUCCGUCUGUGAUCCUCAUGACGUGCGGAUGAAGAGCAAGAGGAUGGUCACUAGCUGAGCUCCCGCGAGGCUCCGUUGGACGGACACAUGCGGCAUUUCAGUCCCCAACUUCAUAUUCUGUGUCGUGUCUUAGUGGGAAUUCUCAGCUGAAUAUGAUGGUCAGACUCAGACAGUGGGCGGGGCAGCAGGAACGGCCCGUGAAGCCUCCUGCCCCACGGCGCUGAGGGACGCUGUGUGUGGGGCUGAAUGAGAACAGGGACGUGUCGCUCUGCUACCCGCGCACUCCUGCCAGUUGGCCAUUGGUGGAAGCCAGUGCUGUGGCGGGGUCCUUGUAAGGCUGUCCCCUGCUGUGCCUGAGCUCCGCACUUCAGUUUGUGCCCCAUGCACUUCGCAGGAGCCAGGGCCACCUCUCCCACCUUUUCUGGGACUCCCACGGCACGCUUUGCCAUCUUUUCUAAAAGCAUACACCCCCCCACCCAUGUAAAUGAGCCAGACCAACCUCUCCCCCCCGCCCCCCCCCCCCCCAAACACACUUUGUAACAGUUCCUGUACAUAUUUCUGCCACCCAUCACCAUUAACAAUGAUAAUGGUGCAUUGCCAUGGCGACCUGCUAUAUGGGCUAAAAAAAAGGCUGCAUUUGGGUCAUGAGCAGUGGACAUGCUGGGGGGUCACAUGGCAAUCAUUUACGGCCCUCUGAAGAGUAACGUGUCGUGGAAACAGCUGCAUGGUGGCUGGCUAAUAGAGAGUUACUAAGAGACCCAUUGAUGGUAUACAAUGAACCAUUGUGUGUUCAGAAUGAAGUAACAUAAAUGUGUUUCUUGUGGAGGCCAAAGAGGAGUCAUGUGCCUAAAGCAGACCAUAAUAAGCCUGUUUUAAGGCCGUGCUAAGAUCCGCAGGAACAGCCGCUUUUCCUUGAUGUAAUGCCAUCAAAUCCAUGGGCUAACACAGUAUCCUAUAUAUAGGUUUUAGCAGUGACACUGUUUUCCCAUUCAACUUUUUAAGUUUCAUUAUUUUCACUCGUGAGCAUUGGGUUAGCGCUCCAGUCCAGCAGCAACAUCCCAGGAAUAAUAGCAGGCAGGGGGUUCUUGUCAGCCGCUUUCUGUCAGAGCCCUGCCAGAAGGGUGAGCGAAUGGCUGGGAGACCCCUGUCAUUGGGUCCUGGGGCUCGCUGGGGGAGGCUGUGACCCAGCAAUCAGCGGCAUGAUGUCGCCACUGCCUUACGUCAGCGGGUAACUGUCAGCAGUGUCCGCGCUUUGGCAAAAUGUCCUCCUUGUGCUAUUGUUACUUAGUAUGGCCACCUAAGCCUGCCUUCAAUGUAGCAGCCUUGCAGAAUGCAUCAGACCAAUAAUGAUACUCGUCAGCUCUGAUAGUCUUUUUAUGACCUAAAAUCCUGUAAAAAUGAGUACAGAGAGGCAGACAUGUUCAUCUGUUCAGCAGAGCUGUGGGGUUGGGUUCAGUGUCGGAAGCCUCGCUCCUGGCUGGAGGCUCGCUGCGGGUCAGCGUGACACCUUUAGGCCACUAGUGUCAUCGCGCCCUGGCCUGUUUUUCUGGCUCUUUCUUGUGCGAGUCAGAGACCUGGAGCUACUCCCUCCUGGCAGCUGUGAUGUCAGCUUUCCAUGGCUGAACGAGGGGCUUCCUGCAGCAGACCCGGCUGCUGUGAUUGAUAAGACGGGGCCGUCGCGGUUUUCGGCGUAACAGCGCCGCAGGGUUUCCUGCCAGCAUGUACUCCAGAAGAACCAGAGGCCGUGGCACUCGACUUCUGCACCAGUGUGGCAGACAUGUCUUUGGGGUAGUGAGGGUAAAACUUACUAAGUAUUUAUUAAAUCCGAUGAAGAGACACAUUCUUAUGUACAUUUUUCGCUGCUUGUAUGAGGUGAAAAUGAAAUGACACUGAAUAGCCCGUGUUUAGAGUGACGGGAGACAGUGAAGUGACCAGUUGCUGAACAGCAGCACACUGUAGUCCUGACCAGUAAAAACGUGCUGGUGUCUGUUUGGGUUUUUAGCCUGAAAAUGGCAGAUAACAUACAGAGGAAGUGGGUGAGAUGGCCACCUAACCGGAUUUUCUGAAUUUCUCUGUACGCCACAAUUCUCCCUCGGCCAUUUAUUACGGAACGUUGAUUUGAGCACGGUGCCCAGUUAAAGGUCAGUUCCCUAUAACCUAGAAAAGGCACCAUGACCCACAUCCUUCUCCUUUUGAGAUUUUAGUCCUUCAUAGUAGCAAAUAAAAAGCACUUUCUGCUGUAAUAUCAUCUGUUGUGGUCAAUUCCACCUCUAUGUACUGUUUAAAGCAAUCGCUUUUUAUAAGGCAUAAUGUCUAUACAUAAUGUCAACCUUUGUUAGUUCAUAUAAAUAUGUAUAGCGUUAUAAAUAAUUGAAUAGGUAAAAUGUACUCCAUUUUAUUAGGCACACCAGCCCAUUGAAGCAAAUAGCCUGCACCUCCAAACAGGAAAUCAUGUAGCAGCUACUGGUUACAUACCGCAGAGAGACGGGUGGGCUACUGGGUACAUACCUCAGAGAGACGGGUGGGCUACUGGGUACGUACCUCAGAGAGACGGGUGGGCUACUGGGUACGUACCUCAGAGAGACAGGGGUGGGCUACUGGGUACGUACCUCAGAGAGACGGGUGGGCUACUGGGUAUGUACCUCAGAGAGACGGGUGGGCUACUGGGUACGUACCUCAGAGAGACGGGUGGGCUACUGGGUACGUACCUCAGAGAGACAGGGGUGGGCUACUGGGUACGUACCUCAGAGAGACGGGUGGGCUACUGGGUACGUACCUCAGAGAGACGGGUGGGCUACUGGGUACGUACCUCAGAGAGACGGGUGGGCUACUGGGUACGUACCUCAGAGAGACAGGGGUGGGCUGCUGGGUACGUACCGCAGAGAGACAGGGGUGGGCUACUGGGUACGUACCGCAGAGAGACAGGGGUGGGCUACUGGGUACAAACCGCAGAGAGACAGGUGGGCUACUGGGUACGUACCUCAGAGAGACAGGGGUGGGCUGCUGGGUACGUACCGCAGAGAGACAGGGGUGGGCUACUGGGUACGUACCUCAGAGAGACGGGGGUGGGCUACUGGGUACAAACCGCAGAGAGACAGGGGUGGGCUACUGGGUACAAACCGCAGAGAGACAGGGGUGGGCUACUGGGUACAAACUGCAGAGAGACAGGUGGGCUACUGGGUACAUACCUCAGAGAGACAGGGGUGGGCUGCUGGGUACGUACCGCAGAGAGACAGGGGUGGGCUACUGGGUACGUACCUCAGAGAGACGGGGGUGGGCUACUGGGUACAAACCGCAGAGAGACAGGGGUGGGCUACUGGGUACGUACCGCAGAGAGACAGGGGUGGGCUACUGGGUACAAACCGCAGAGAGACAGGUGGGCUACUGGGUACGUACCUCAGAGAGACGGGGGUGGGCUACUGGGUACGUACCUCAGAGAGACGGGGAUGGGCUACUGGGUACGUACCUCAGAGAGACGGGGAUGGGCUACUGGGUACAAACCGCAGAGAGACAGGGGUGGGCUACUGGGUACGUACCUCAGAGAGACAGGGGUGGGCUACUGGGUACGUACCUCAGAGAGACGGGUGGGCUACUGGGUACGUACCGCAGAGAGACAGGGAUGGGCUACUGAGUACGUACCUCAGAGAGACAGGGGUGGGCUACUGGGUACGUACCUCAGAGAGACAGGGGUGGGCUACUGGGUACGUACCUCAGAGAGACAGGUGGGCUACUGGGUACGUACCGCAGAGAGACAGGGGUGGGCUACUGGGUACGUACCUCAGAGAGACGGGUGGGCUACUGGGUACGUACCGCAGAGAGACAGGGAUGGGCUACUGGGUACGUACCGCAGAGAGACGGGGGUGGGCUACUGGGUACGUACCUCAGAGAGACGGGUGGGCUACUGGGUACGUACCUCAGAGAGACGGGUGGGCUACUGGGUACGUACCUCAGAGAGACGGGUGGGCUACUGGGUACGUACCUCAGAGAGACAGGGGUGGGCUACUGGGUACGUACCUCAGAGAGACGGGUGGGCUACUGGGUACGUACCGCAGAGAGACGGGUGGGCUACUGGGUACGUACCGCAGAGAGACAGGGGUGGGCUGCUGGGUACGUACCGCAGAGAGACGGGUGGGCUACUGGGUACGUACCGCAGAGAGACAGGGAUGGGCUACUGGGUACGUACCGCAGAGAGACAGGGAUGGGCUACUGGGUACGUACCUCAGAGAGACAGGGGUGGGCUACUGGGUACGUACCUCAGAGAGACGGGUGGGCUACUGGGUACGUACCGCAGAGAGACAGGGAUGGGCUACUGAGUACGUACCUCAGAGAGACAGGGGUGGGCUACUGGGUACGUACCUCAGAGAGACAGGGGUGGGCUACUGGGUACGUACCUCAGAGAGACGGGGGUGGGCUGCUGGGUACGUACCGCAGAGAGACGGGUGGGCUGCUGGGUACGUACCGCAGAGAGACAGGGGUGGGCUACUGGGUACGUACCGCAGAGAGACGGGUGGGCUACUGGGUACGUACCGCAGAGAGACAGGGGUAGGCUACUGGGUACGUACCUCAGAGAGACAGGGGUGGGCUACUGGGUACGUACCGCAGAGAGACGGGUGGGCUGCUGGGUACGUACCUCAGAGAGCCAGGGGUAGGCUACUGGGUACGUACCUCAGAGAGAUGGGUGGGCUACUGGGUACGUACCACAGAGAAAUGGGUGGGAUGUUCAAUUAUUCUCUGGCUAAACAUUAAAGCAGCCAAGGCAUGUGUGAUUUUUAACCUGUUAGGACUGUUGUUGCCAAACGUGGUGGUUCCAGCAUCUUAGAAACAGCCGCCCUCCUGGGAUUUUCACAUGCUGCAGUGUCUCGAGUGUACACUAGGUGGUGCCAUAAACAAUGAACAUCCAGGUAGUGGCAGCUCUGUAGUUGAAAACACUUUGUUGAUGUAAGAGGUCAGAGGAGAAUGGCCAGAUGCAUUAAUGGUAACGACAAAGCCACAACGGCAAAAAAUAACAGCUCAGCACAACAGUAGUGUAUAAAAAUGUGUCUCUGGUGGCUAAUGAGUGCAUCUGCAUGCGAAAUGUAGCCUUAAAGAAUGUACUCGUCUGUUUAGUCAUCUUAAUCGAUCAUCAUUUUCACAGUGAUCAAUAUGCAGCUUAAUGGAAUAGCACCUGAAGGCCAGUGAAGUUCAUUUCUUUUUGUUACUUGUGUUCCCAUGGCAGUGAUUUUUCUGUUGCCUGAUCUCUUGGUCUGACUGGUUAAUUGCAGGCCGGAGAUGGUACUAGUUGAGUGUGCUGAAUGAGUGCCAACUGCACUAUAUAAUGAUGGACGAACCGAUGUAUCAUGAACCAAUUGUUGUAUUUUUUGACCCCAACAGGAUGGUGCUCUCUGUUAAAAAAAAAAGGCACAAAGCAUGCCGCAAAGCAAACAAAGAGCGCCAUCUAGUGGGAUGAAAAAAUGCAGCGAAUGGUUCAUGAAGUAUCAUUUUGUCCAUCACUUAUGUAUAUAACUUGACUGCCUGUGUGACGUCCGGCUGUGGUGGACAAUUGAUAAACGUAACAAGGAAGUGAAUCACAAAAGACAAAAGGAUUUCCCCACAGUGCAGCAUUUUAAAUCACAUUUGUGUCAUCAACCCUGUACUGUCAGAGUUUCUGGGUGCCAUUGUGCUGGCUUCCCAUGGCACGAAAAAGCAACAGUCUUCUUCCUGUUAAUGUCAAAGCAGGAAGCAGAUGGUCAGCGCUGCCCCUAAACUCAGUGCCUCGGCAGCUUGGCAGAAAUUAACCCUUGUCCCUCUCUAACCCAUUGUCAUUUUCAUUCUGCACAGCCUGUCCUCAGACUAUAGGUUACCUCUGGUUUAAAUGAGUUCCUCAUCACCGAGUAUCUUGUUGUCUUGUAUGGCACCUAAUUCCUGGAAUUCCUUUACUUCUACAACUGACAAGACUUUAAGGCCUGAUUUUGCAGUCUUUUUUUCUGUACUCACCAGUGAGACUUGAUCCUCGUCUUGCUUGCAGCUGGCAGCGUAAACAAUAAGCUGCUGCUCUUACACUUUCUUUUGGAGGUUUAGCUCUCUAUAUUGCAGAAGCUUUAUAUCUUUCUCCUUCUCUUUGCAUAUUACCGCCUUAUUGCCAGUAUUAUCUACACAUUAUAUCUCCUCUGGCUUUCUCGGAGUAGCUCUGCUUGCUCGAUUACUUGCCCUCUUGAGCAAUCAGAUGGUUUAUCCUUUACCCCUCCCCUGCCCUCUCUACUGAUUGCUGUCCCAGUUCUAGCCAUGAGGCAUCAGAGACACAAAUCUACGAGCGGCGGUUGCUCCUUCUGUCCUCCUCUGUUCCUACAUGCCUCCCCUCACUGUCCGCAGACAGAUUUCUCCCAAACGGGGCCAGUCGCGUCUCUCCCAACCAGGAGACGAGGCAGGCGUACCUAUUACCAUCACAGUUUUGAGUUGCAUCUCAUAUCAUGGCACCCCUCCUGUUGCCCGCCCUUGUUGCCCCGCGAACCUCCACGGGAUCACAUGCCACACCGCCCUUCUCCCCGGCUGCCACCGUGACUAAUUUCCCUCUCCCGGUGUCUUGCUUCUCCA
This is a messenger RNA of Brienomyrus brachyistius, 7024 nucleotides long. RefSeq lists its product as uncharacterized. The coding region runs from base 3091 to 4767 and encodes 558 amino acids. Lineage: Eukaryota; Metazoa; Chordata; Actinopteri; Osteoglossiformes; Mormyridae. The record is from RefSeq and is a predicted model, not a curated record. The transcript has 3 exons.